AUGGGUAAAUCAAAAGAUUACUACAAAAUCCUACAUGUCAAUCCUGACUUGGAUCAAGAUGGGAUUAAGAAACAAUAUCGUCACCUAGCCAAACAGUAUCAUCCCGACAAACAUCCCGGUGAAGAAGCCGUAUAUAAUUCAAAAUUCCAAGACCUCCAGGAAGCUUAUGACAUAUUAUCAAACGAAAAGAAGAGAAAAGAAUAUGACAGGAAUCGCUGGACGACAUAUGCUAGUAAUACACCGUCAUCCGCAGGCCAACGCACUGGUUGGAAUAGACAAGAAGGGUUCCCUAAACGAGAUCCUCUAUUUCAGCAGAGAGGAAAUGCUGGCCCAAAUUAUGGGAACCCAGGGACAUCGAGAAGCAGUUUCCAGCAGAACUCUGCCAGCACAAAGCAUCCAAACUGGAAGGGCUUUAAUGCAGGAAGCUUUAGGUCUCCUAAUAUGUUUCCGCGUGAAUCUAGCACAAAGCAUAUGAAUGCAAAACGACAAGGUUUUAACCCAGGAACCGCAAGCGGAGAUGAGCCCAUGGCUUCAGGCACCUCGUCUUACUCAAAAGCACGCCGCUCUGACCACAUCUCCGAAAUUUUUGAGAGCGUCCCCGAAGCGAGACCACAAUCUCAAGGUGGGGAGAGAACUCAUUUGUCCCGUGAAGAUAUCUCCAGAGAUAAUUUGGGCGCGGGGUCUGUCGAUCCGCCUUUGACAAAGGAUGGUGAGGGGAAAGAAGCAAAGACAAGACAAACAGAUAGCACGACUCCCGAAAUGCCACCGAACACAAACCCGACUGCUCCCGUUCCGUCUAGUCAUUAUCGCAGACCAUAUGUAUCGACAGAAGAUGAAGAGAAUGCCACAUCAGAAACAGUCACAUCGGACGCGCCAUUUCAAAGCUCUGAUUUCCAGCUUCCACAACCUCCCAUACUUAAUGUGGAGCAGAAUGACUUACAUAAGAACCUUGAGGAGAUCACUCUUUAUAUUAUGAAAUGGAGUGACUUUCAAAGAGAAGUUAUUCAAAAGUUGUCAGAGACCCGUGUUACUCAUAUUGAGGCUGUUGCUCGCAAUAUUAAGGUUUCCUCAGACAUCAUGAAACGACAGCGUGAAGCCUACGAAGAAUAUACCCGAAUACGAAAACAUUGGAAUAUCGCUCAAGAGCAGUAUCAGAAGUGCAUAUUGCGACUCACGGAAAUUUACAGGUCCCUUCGUACUCUGUAG
Molecule: messenger RNA, 1206 nt
Organism: Talaromyces stipitatus ATCC 10500
Lineage: Eukaryota; Fungi; Ascomycota; Eurotiomycetes; Eurotiales; Trichocomaceae
Product: chaperone protein DNAj, putative
Exons: 2
Coding region: 1-1206 (401 amino acids)
Source: RefSeq, a predicted model, not a curated record